AUGGCUGCAGCACCCGAGUGCCCGAUCAAGAGAGCCAACGUCGGCGGCGGCGGCACCCGCAACCGCGACUGGUGGCCCAACGAGCUGAAGGUCAACAUCCUCCGCCAGAACACAACCGCCACCAACCCGUAUGGCAAGGACAACUUCGACUACGCUCAGGCGUUCAAGAGCUUGGACUAUGAGGGCCUCAAGAAAGAUCUACAUGCCCUGAUGGCCGAUUCACAAGACUACUGGCCAGCAGAUUUCGGCCACUACGGUGGUUUCUUUAUCCGUAUGGCAUGGCACUCCGCUGGCACAUACCGUGUCUUUGAUGGCCGUGGAGGUGGUGGUGAUGGCCAGCAGAGAUUUGCACCGCUCAACAGCUGGCCAGACAAUGUCUCUCUAGACAAGGCGCGGCGUCUGUUGUGGCCUAUCAAGCAGAAGUAUGGCAACAAAAUUUCGUGGGCUGAUCUGAUGCUGCUCACUGGUAACGUUGCCCUCGAGUCUAUGGGCUGCCCAACAUUCGGCUUCGCUGGUGGCCGUCCCGACACCUGGGAGGCUGAUGAGUCAGUCUACUGGGGUGGCGAGACCACAUGGCUCGGCAAUGACGUUCGUUACUCCAACGGCAAGGCCGGUCUGUCUGAGCACGGUGUUGUGGAUGGCGACCUGUCAAAGAAGGAGCACUCAGAUAUUCACCACCGCGAUCUGGAGAAGCCGCUAGCUGCUGCUCAUAUGGGUCUGAUCUACGUCAACCCUGAGGGUCCUGAUGGUAUUCCCGACCCUAAGGCAGCUGCCCGAGACAUCCGCACCACCUUCGGUCGCAUGGCUAUGAACGACUACGAGACUGCUGCUCUCAUUAUUGGUGGCCACACCUUCGGCAAGACCCACGGUGCUGCACCUUCAGAUCAUGUCGGCAAGGAGCCCAACGCUGCAGACCUGUCUCAGCAAGGUUUCGGCUGGAAGAAUGAUUAUAAGUCAGGCAAGGGUCCCGACACCAUCACCUCCGGCCUCGAAGUGACCUGGACUUCGACACCCACCAAGUGGAGCAACAAGUACCUCGAAUAUCUCUACAAGUACGACUGGGAGCAGACAAAGUCACCUGCUGGUGCCAACCAGUGGGAGGCUAAGACUGACGAUGAGAUCAUUCCUCACGCCUUCGGCGAGGGCAAGCAGAAGCCGCGCAUGUUGACUACUGACUUGGCCAUGCGCUACGACACUGAGUACGACAAGAUCUCCCGUCACUUCCUCGAGAACCCACAGGAGCUCCAGGACGCUUUCGUCCGCGCCUGGUUCAAGCUUCUCCACCGUGACAUGGGCCCACGUUCGCGCUGGCUCGGACCUGAGAUCCCCAAGGAGGUUUCCCUGUGGGAAGAUCCCGUCCCAGCUCAGGAAGGUCCAGUCAUUGAUGAUAAGGAUAUUGCCCACCUGAAGAAGGAGAUUCUCGCCACUGGUGUCGAGCCAUCGAAGUUCCUCUACGCCUCGUACUCCUCAGCCUCGUCUUUCCGUGGUAGCGACAAGCGUGGUGGUGCCAACGGUGCCCGCAUCCGUCUCGAGCCCAUGAACAAGUGGGAGGUCAACAAGCCCACAGAGCUCGCCGAGGUCAUCAAGGCUCUCGAGGGUGUCCAGCAGAAAUUCACCGCCAAGAAGGUCUCGAUCGCUGAUCUGAUCAUCCUUGCCGGUGUCGCUGCCCUCGAAAAGGCCUCUGGUGCCUCAGUCCCCUUCACACCUGGUCGCACUGACGCCAGCCAAGACCAGACCGACGUCUCAACAUUCGAGCACCUCGAGCCCUACGCAGACGGUUUCCGCAACUACGGCAAGGGCACCGAGCGUGUUCGCACCGAGAUGAUGCUCAUCGACCGUGCUCACCUGCUCGGUCUCACCGCCCCCGAGAUGACUGUCUUGGUCGGUGGUCUCCGAUCCCUCGGCUUGAACUACGACGGAUCAUCCAACGGCAUCCUCACCAAGAGCCCAGGCAAGCUCACCAACGACUUCUUCAUCAACCUCCUCGAUACCAAGACUUCGUGGAAGGCCACUGACGGCAGCCAGGAGCUGUACGAGGGAACUGAUCGCAAGAGCGGCAACAAGCAGUGGACUGCAACUCGCAGUGACUUGGUGUUCGGCUCGCACGCCGAGCUGCGGUCGUACGCUGAGGUGUAUGCUCUGUCUGACAACAAGGACAAGUUCGUCAAGGACUUCAUCGGUGUGUGGGACAAGCUGAACAAUGCCGACCGCUUCGAUCUCAAGACUGCACAGGGUCUUGCCAAGUCGAAGCUGUGA
Molecule: messenger RNA, 2256 nt
Organism: Cyphellophora attinorum
Lineage: Eukaryota; Fungi; Ascomycota; Eurotiomycetes; Chaetothyriales; Cyphellophoraceae
Product: Catalase-peroxidase 1
Exons: 1
Coding region: 1-2256 (751 amino acids)
Biological process (GO): hydrogen peroxide catabolic process; cellular response to hydrogen peroxide
Cellular component (GO): cytosol
Molecular function (GO): heme binding; catalase activity
Source: RefSeq, a predicted model, not a curated record